Messenger RNA from Dendrobium catenatum, 496 nucleotides. RefSeq lists its product as uncharacterized. NCBI's taxonomy places the organism in Eukaryota, Viridiplantae, Streptophyta, Magnoliopsida, Asparagales, Orchidaceae. The transcript has 3 exons. Bases 25 to 291 code for a protein of 88 amino acids. The record is from RefSeq and is a predicted model, not a curated record.
UCUCUCUCUCUCUCUUUCCUCUUCAUGGGGUUCGUAAAGUCUUCUCCAGCUUCUCAGUGCGCCGAUCUUCGAACCGCAUACCACGACUGCUUUAAUAGGUGGUUUUCGGAGAGGUUCUCCAAGGGCAAGUGCGAUAAAGAAGAGUGCGUCGCCGAGUGGGAAAAGUACAGAGGAUGUCUUGCGGAAAAUUUGAAAGAAAAGCAUUUGAGGAAUAUAUUACUGGAAGCCGAAGAAUCUUAUUUUCCUAAUAAAGGGCAUGAUGGCAGUCGAAGUUGUUUUAAUCAUCAGUGAAUGCUACAGGAAAUAGGUGCUUAUACUUUUUCAUUUUCAUCUAAUUUAAUUUGAUUAUCAUAAAUUUUUAAUAUCACAGUUAUGUUGAGCAAUAGCAUCUGAUGCCAUUCGGUAAUUUUUUGUAUCUGAGUUGUCAAACUUUUUUUGAGUCAAUACAAUGACAUAUCUAAAGCUCUGUUUUUUAAUACGACAUAUAUAUGGGUUA